Molecule: messenger RNA, 450 nt
Organism: Acaulospora colombiana
Lineage: Eukaryota; Fungi; Glomeromycota; Glomeromycetes; Diversisporales; Acaulosporaceae
Source: the annotation of a GenBank genome assembly
AUGCAAUGGGGCGGAAUAGAUUCUGAGGAGAAACGUGUUUGGUUUGUUAAUGUAGUGAGCGAUUAUUUUGACGGUAGAGAAGUGGAUCCGGAUGAUUUAGAAACCAUUUUGGAACAAAUCAUGUCCGAUGAAUUCAAUACUUUAUUGGAGGAUAACUCUGCUUUCCAGGUAUCUAAAAAUCUGAUCAAGAUAUAUAAUGAAUGUAUGCAAGAAAACUAUUCUACCGUUGAAAGAUUGAGAACAAAUCAGCCCAGUACGUCGAGUGAUGUUAGUACAUCAAUAAAAGCAACAUCCGAAAUCGAUGAGGAUGAUAGCUCGGACUAUGAAUCUAUAGACGAAAUGGAUGAGGAUCAUAUCACAACUGUUGAAACAGCGACAGUAUCCUCAUCAAAGAAGGAGCCCAUAAUUGACGACGAAGGAUUUCAGUUAGUAACAAAGAGGAGACGAUAA